This is a messenger RNA of Gadus chalcogrammus (walleye pollock), 3967 nucleotides long. RefSeq names its product TUB like protein 3 (gene tulp3). The transcript has 13 exons. Bases 85 to 1539 code for a protein of 484 amino acids. Gene Ontology annotation, cellular component: cilium. Gene Ontology annotation, biological process: protein localization to cilium. NCBI's taxonomy places the organism in Eukaryota, Metazoa, Chordata, Actinopteri, Gadiformes, Gadidae. The record is from RefSeq and is a predicted model, not a curated record.
ACAGAUUUUCUGAGCGCGUCCGCUAGAGAAAAGUACCAGGAGGCCGCCUGUCUGGGGGAUAUUCCAUAGCAACCGUGGAUAAACAUGAGUUACUACAGCAUAAGGCCCUCCUCCUCCGCCAGCUUCUCCUCUAACGCCACCGCCAGUUGCCUUGAUGAUGACACCACCAGUCUCAGGCAGCAGAAGUUGGAGAAACAGAGGGCGCUGCUGGAGCAGAAGCAGCGGAGGAAGCGGCAGGAGCCCCUGAUGGUGCAGCCCAACCAGGAGGCCCAGCCGCGGCGCUCCAGCCGGCCGCGGCGUGGGGAGGAGCAGGCCCCGCUGGUGGACCUCCGCCUGGCCGUCACCGCCGACGCCAUCCUGGAAGGCAUCGACGGACCCGCUGCCUUCCUGGGCCCCGAGACCCCUGACCUGGGCUCCAAGAUCCAGGUCACCGCCGCCUCCUCCACCCCCGGACAGUCGCGGCCCCCGCCGGGGGAGGGGCCUGAGAGGGACGGGGACACGGUGUCGCUGCUGGAGCCCAAGACGGACCUCCAUGAGCUGCUGCAGAGGAGAGGUCUGUCGGGCAGCAUGAAGUACGACGAGGAGCCCAGCGACGAAGACGAGGACAACAACGUGGAGCCGGAGGCCGAGCGCACGCGCUCCCUGACCCCCAACGCCGACGCCACCGCCUCCACCCGGCCCGCCUCCGCCUCCAGCGCCAAGUCCAGCUCCGAGCCUCUGUCGUCGGGCUCGCCCACGGCCGACGGCCCCCCGCUGGAGGUGGACGACCUGGAGGAGUUUGUGGUGCGGCCGGCGCCGCGCGGCGUCAUCGUCAAGUGCCGCAUCACGCGGGACAAGAAGGGCAUGGACCGAGGCCUCUACCCCACCUACUUCAUGCACCUGGAGAGGGAGGACGGGCGACGGGUGUUCCUGUUGGCGGGCAGGAAGAGGAAGAAGAGCAAGACGUCCAACUACCUGAUCUCCGUAGACGCCACCGACCUGUCGCGAGAGGGGGAGAGCUUCAUGGGGAAACUACGGUCCAACAUGAUGGGCACCAAGUUCACCGUGUACGACAGCGGCACCAACCCGGGCAAGGCCCCCGGGGCCCUGCUGGAGGAGAGCAACACGCGGCAGGAGCUGGCCGCCGUCUGCUACGAGACCAACGUCCUGGGCUUCAAGGGUCCGAGGAAGAUGACGGUGAUCAUCCCCGGCAUGAACAUGAACUUCGAGCGCGUGCCCGUGCGCCCAAGCAGCGAACAGGAGAGCCUGCUGAGCAAGUGGCAGAACCGAUGUCUGGAGAACCUGAUCGAGCUGCACAACAAGGCGCCCGUCUGGAACGACGACACGCAGUCCUACGUGCUCAACUUCCACGGCCGCGUCACCCAGGCCUCCGUCAAGAACUUCCAGAUCGUCCACGACAACGACCCCGACUACAUCGUGAUGCAGUUUGGCCGGGUGGCGGAGGACAUCUUCACGCUGGACUUCAACUACCCCAUGUGUGCCCUGCAGGCCUUCGCCAUCGGCCUGUCGAGCUUCGACAGCAAGCUGGCCUGCGAGUGACCACCACAACCACCACCACAGCCCCCAGUGCCCGCUUUAGAUUAAACACCGUCUAACAGUCUAACGCAGGAACGCUUGUUUCAUAACGUGUGUGUGUGGGUGUGUGUAAGACAUUAGGGGUGUUUCAGAUCGUCUGCAUUUGCGCGCAAUGCAUGCACGAGACUUGAGAACAUCCGCCGGAACUAGUCAGAAACACAUCAAGUUCCCCCCACGUCAAGUCGGACACAGGUGCACUUCUCGUAGUUUGAACAAGCAUAGUUUGGGAGAGGGCACGCCUCUUUCAAAGGAGAUGUGUAAUUUCUCACGUGGGAAAUUCCACGUGGUGAUUCCAACCAACCAGGGCAACGUUUUGAUAUGUUGAGGGGAAUGUCUUAUGUCCACAUUUAUUUGAGACCAUAUGCACAGAAAUGCAGACAGACGGAGCUCCCGCGAGUGUUUAAAAUCAUGUGACAUGUCGCAUAGGGAAGUUAUCGCCAGCAUUUCUGACGUUUUGAUCCCAGAAUGCAUUAUGUUAUGCGAGGCAACGCAACGCAUGCUUGAUCUGAAACUCGCCUAAUGAGAGUCUGAGCGUGUGUGUGCUAGUGUUGGCUCGUUUGUUUGCGAACCGGUUUCGAAUGAACGAGUCUUUAGGACGACCGAAUCGAACCGAUUCGUCUCUCGGUCGUCUCGUUCACCAUUCGAUUCACCGGAAGCUCGACUGAACGAACGAACGAAUCAUUAAAUCCACCACUAGUGUGUUUGUGUGUGUGCGAGGCCACUGGCUCGUCAGCAGCCCACUGCGCGUCCAAGGACCCCCCGUGCGGUGGGGGUCCGUGCAGUCCCUCGCAGACACUGACCGGUGACGAAAUGUACGUGACGGGCACGUUAAGAGUAUGAAUCCGACUUCACUCCACAUUAUGAGGUUUAAAAAAAAGUAUAUAGGCUUAUUUAUAUAUAUAUAUAUAUAUUUAUAUAUAUAUAUAUAUAUAUAUAUAUAUAAAUAUAUUGUUUUCCGUGUCUUAGUGAACCAGUGUUUUGCCUCUUUUUUGUUUUGUAUGACGUGAUAUCGUGAUUUGCCUUUGUUAUACAAAAUUGAAAUCGUAAUGAGACUACAGAGCGAGUUGCACAUUGAACUAGUCGGGGGAGGGGCUGGUCUAGGUUUAGGUCAGUCGCGAGAUGGCAUCUGAAAGCCACAAUCUAAAAUGAGGAGGAAUCGUAAUGCCCGACCUGUUUGGGAUGGGGUAAUUAUUAAUGCAUUUUUUCGGUGCAUUUACAUUUACACCCAACAUGUGGAUCUUUAUCCCUGACCUGGUUCAAACUCCUGAAUGAAUCACGAUUAUGAAUUACUGUUAACACUUGUGCCUGACAGUUCUGUUUUUUUUGUUUUUUGUUUUUUUAAAAGCUACAAUUUGUACAAACUAUUUAAAUAAAUAUGGCAUUAAUAAGGCAUAACAAUUCUGAAGUAUCGAAAGUCAUUUUUAAAAAACCUUGGUUGCAUCUUAAUAAAUACGUAUAUGUCACUGAAUGCCUGCUUCUUAUUCACACUAUCAUCGCAAACAGGAACAUACUGUCUGUCUUUAACAAUCUUAUCGCUCCGUUAUCUAAGCUGAGGCUCACGAUGGCGACGUAAACCUGCCCUGGAUACGGUCGUUGCUCUCAUCAUAUUCACACCAAGAUAUUUAUGAAACGUACACAUAUUUAUGUCACCUUCACGGUUAAUCCCAGCUGGUCUGAGCUUGUGGCCGUUCAGACCAACGCAGGCUGACCGUUCGACACCAGAAGACACAAAGGACCACGUUGAGCCACGAAAGCAACAGCAACAGAAGGACACUGUUGGACCUGCACAGGACAAUGAUUGGGUCUAUGUGAGGUCUCUGAGUCCUUUUGUAUCCGAACUACAGUCGUGGCUGGAGGACGAGUGGUCUUUUAAAAGGGGGAGCCCCCAUCCCACUGAAUCCAUCAUUUGGUUCAUUUUGUCUCACAAAAUGAAGGAUUCAGAGUCAAGGGUCGAAACACUCAUGAGGGAGAAGUGACCCCCUUUCCUUCCAAUAGUUGGGGUCGCCUUGGACGGCACAAGCUGUGCGACUCAUUUAUAACGAUCACGUUACCUUAAAAAAAUAGUUCAAAUUUGAGCUGGUAAACAAUAGAAUCGUUGCCGAUAACAAAUCUUUGUUAUUACUGGAAUCUCACUUUGGAAUCGGUCAAAUAAGUUUCCUGGCUUGGGUCAAAGGUGUUUCCAACAAUGGUGCUUUGGAAGAAGAACAUCACCAAGGUGAGUCGUUAUGACCCCUUCAUGACCUUUCACCUGUUGAGAACAUUUAUAUUGUUUGUCUCUUACAAAGCUACAGGUAGAUACAUUGGUCAAUCAUGCAGUCAUCGCAUGCAGGAUUUUAUUACAUUUUUUGAUAGGGAGAUCCUUCUAGCCUCAACGUAAAUCAAUGAGACCAAC